AUGGCGGUGGGUUUUAGCUGCACAGCAAAUUUCUUUCUUUCUUUCUUUCUUUCUUUCUUUCUUUCUCCAGCAUCAGCUCAUCCUCAGUGUCUGGACUUCGCGCCACCUUUCAAACCUUCAUGGCACCUGGAGUUUUGUACGCAGUACGAAGAGUUUGGCUGCUGCGACCAGAAGACAGACAACAUGAUAGCGGAGAGAUACUGGGACAUUAUUGACCAGCUGGAAACGGCGGGUCAUGAGCUCUGUGCAGACAUGUUGAAGGAAAUCAUGUGUCAGGAGUGCUCUCCAUAUGCUGCCCACCUCUAUGAUGCUGAGGACCCGUACACACCUGUCAGAGAGCUACCUGGCCUUUGCUUUGGCUACUGUUCCAAGUUUCAUGGCAAAUGUCGCCACGUGGUUAAAUAUUUAACAGAGAACCAGCUGCUGCGGGACACCUCUGAGCGAGAUGUGGCCACGUUCUGCAGCGUGGUCGACCUGUCUGACCAGGACUACUGCUACCCCAACGUUCUGAAGAGCUCCGACCUAAACAGUAACCUGGGACAGGUGUCGGAGGACCCCAGAGGGUGUCUCCAGGUGUGCCUGACAGAGGUGGCCAACAACCUCAGGAACCCCGUGUUGAUGCUUCACAGUGGCGAUGGCACACAUCGCAUGUUCAUCGCCGAGCAGGUGGGCUUCGUGUGGGUUUACCUGCAUGACGGCAGCCGGCUGGAGCAACCCUUCCUGGACAUGAGCGGGGAGGUGAUGACCACACCCUGGCUGGGGGAUGAGAGGGGCUUUCUGGGUAUGGCCUUCCACCCACAGUACCGGGACAACGGACGCUUCUUCAUCUACUACUCGAUCCAGGUCAACAGCAUGCUGGAGAAAAUCAGAGUCAGUGAGAUGAAGGUGUCCGCCCACGAUAUGAACUUGGCUGAUCUGUACUCAGAGAGGGUCAUUCUGGAGAUCGAGGAGCCGGCUGCAAACCACAACGGAGGUCAGCUGCUGUUUGGUCUCGAUGGAUAUUUGUACAUCUUUACUGGUGAUGGUGGAAAAGCUGGAGAUCCAUUUGGGAAGUACGGCAACGCACAAAACAAGAGUGCUCUGUUGGGGAAAGUACUCCGCAUCGAUGUAGAUGGAAGUGACUCCAGUGGGAAGCAGUACAGAAUCCCCACCGAUAACCCAUUCCUCCGUGACCCAGAAGCCCGACCAGAGGUGUACGCAUACGGGGUCAGAAACAUGUGGCGAUGCUCUGUGGACCGCGGAGACCCGGUCAGCCGCUACGGCAGGGGCCGGAUGUUCUGUGGAGACGUGGGUCAAAACCGCUAUGAGGAAAUUGACAUUAUUGUGAAGGGAGGAAACUAUGGAUGGAGAGCCAAGGAGGGUUUUGAGUGCUUUGAUAUGAAACUGUGCCACAACUCCUCCCUGAAUGACAUCCUCCCUAUAUUUGCAUACAGCCAUCAUGUUGGGAAGUCUGUGACGGGGGGAUAUGUGUACAGAGGAUGUGAAUCACCCAAUCUGAACGGCCUGUACAUUUUUGGAGACUUCAUGAGUGGACGUAUCAUGGCGUUAGAGGAAGAAAGGACAACAGGAAGCUGGAGGGAGAGGAGCGUGUGCAUGGGGGAAACAAAGACUUGCUCAUUUCCUGGACUCAUCAACCAUCACCACAAGUUCAUCAUCUCAUUUGCUGAGGAUGAAGCAGGAGAACUAUAUUUUUUGGCGACUGCGUACCCCAGUGCGACGUCUCCUUUUGGAACUGUUUUCAAAUUCAUGGACCCCUCCAGGAGAGCACCUCCGGGGAAAUGUAAGCAGAAGCCGCUGCCUGUCAAAAUUAGGGGGAAAAAGCUCCCCUUUGUGCCAAGAGAACUGACUGUGCUGGACACAAAUGAAAAGCCGACAAGACCACCACCAAGAAAAUUCAAACUCACCACCAAACCGACGCUGACGAGAAGCCACGACAAACCUACAACGACUGCAGCCAGCGAGACGACAACGACGAUGGCAACGUCAACGAGAGCUGCUGUGAAGCCGAAAUGGAAAUCACCUGAUAAGAAAGCGAAGAAGACAAAUAAGUUGAAACCAUGGAAGAAAAAGAAAGUGCUGAAGAAGCAGCCAACUAAUGCACAAACGAAGAAGAAUUCUUUGAAACAGAAACCAAAGGAACAAUCCAAAAAGACCACCGUGACGAAGCCUGUCAGAGACAAAGUGAAACCAAAGAUCAAACAAACUGAAUCAGCUGAUUUAAAAAGUAACGCUCUUAAAAGCAACAGCCUGAAAGACAACACAGUCGACAAGAGGAAAGCUGCACUGAAGCCGAUCGGACACCAGAAAAACAGCACGAACUUUAAAGAAUCUGCAAAACAAAAUCUCAACUUCAUGAACAAAACGAAGACAAACAUGAACGUGAAGACAAACAGAACAAUGCAAAACAAACUUCAGGUCAAAAGGAAGCAAACGAAAAAUACCAGAGCACUUUAAAAUAUAUCUUUUUGUUUGACUGAAUCAUUUUUUUUAUAUUUUGUUUGUGAAACAGUCAGUGUUGAAGGUCAUGUUUUAAAGGAACUGUAAGACAUUUGGGGAAAUGUGCUUAUUUGCUUUUUUGAGUUAGGUGACAAGAUUCUUUCAUGAAGCAGCAGGUUAGCUUAGCUUAGCACAAAGACAGCUAACAUGACUGUCCUAAAGGAACAAAAACACCUACCAGCACCUUUAUAGCUCGCUGAAUAACACAUUAUAAUCUAGUUUAUUUAAAGGAAUACUUCACCCACCAAAAGAUCAUUUGUCUGUAUCAAUAUUGACCCUGUACUAUAUCAAAUUCAUGAAGAAAUCUUCCUCACAUGCCUCCACAGUCGAUGAAGAAUCAAAAAACAGAACAAUCUUGAUGAAUUGAUAUGUACUGAAUAUAAGACUGGAUAAAUGAGACGGGCGUGGUCAUCUCUUGCCCGCAUCCCUCCACAUCACUAUAAAAAGUAUGAAUUUAAUGUUUGUUACUUCCUUAGCCGCUUGUUUUUAUCUGAUAACUUAACAUCUGAUACUAACUAAGUGUGAGAUCACAUCAUUUGUUGCCAGAUCUCUUGAGAGUGUGU
This is a messenger RNA of Epinephelus lanceolatus (giant grouper), 3059 nucleotides long. The record is from RefSeq and is a predicted model, not a curated record. NCBI's taxonomy places the organism in Eukaryota, Metazoa, Chordata, Actinopteri, Perciformes, Serranidae.